AUGGCGUUGUUCUCAUCCAAAAAGCCUCAACCGCCUUCGCCCAAAUGGGCAGCUGCAGAAGUAAAGACUGACUUUCCAGAAUCAGCCAAGAAGGCGUGGAAGGAAGGUUUGUCUAAGCCGAAAGAGAAAUUCUUGGAGCGCAAGGAGGAAUUGACAGAAUGGUUGGGAGGGGAGAAGAAAUUUGAUGAAAUCGUUAAGAAAAUUGAAGAUCGAGAAGAAUGCCAUUGGCUAGAACGCUUUUACGUGAGCAAGGACGAGGAUAAGCCUAACGCUUGCACUCGUGUUUGUUUCAAGGAGCAGGGAGAUGCCAUCCCUGCUGGAAGGGACAAAGAGUUUCAGGACUACCUGGCGUUUUUACUCAAGGUGCAAGACAAGGUGAAGAAUAUCCAAAACGCGCAGCAGGGUCAGCAAUUCGUCAAGCAGUGGGAAGCUUCAGUGCUAAAACUCCCAAAUGCCCAGCUCCAGGGUGCCAACCUCGUUGGUGCACAGCUUCAGGGAGCCAUCCUUGAUGGAGCGCAGCUCCAGGGUGCCAUCCUCGCUGGUGCGCAGCUCCAGGGUGCCAUCCUCGUUGGUGCACAGCUUCAGGGAGCCGAUCUUACCGGAGCGCAGCUCCAGGGUGCAACCCUUGCCAAAGCGCAGCUUCAGGGAGCCGAGCUUGGUGCACAACUUCAGGGAGCGGACUUUUCUCAAGCGCAGCUUCAGGGAGCUGACCUCUAUGGAGCACAGCUCCAAGGAGCCAACCUUAGUACCGCAAAUCUCACCAACACAGCAUUCUAUGGAGACUUCACUGGCGCCAAUCUGUCGACUGCUGUUUGGGAGCGUGGCGAAGCUCCACACUGCACUGAUGUCACGUGUGAGGCUUUGAAUAUCCCAAGAUUUUCAAAAAAACCGGCCACAAGGAGCGGUGCCAUGGGAGCAUUACUUGCAAAGCUCUUCAGAGCAUUUCUUCCAGGUGGAGCUGAGGCUGAAGACUCUGAUGAAGAUGGAGAUGACGAUGAGACAAAGACAGAUGAAGGUGAGUCGAAGGAAGGUGAAGACGGUGAAGAUGAAGGUGGAGAUGACCAGAAAGAUGAGGACGAAGGUACAAGCGCCCCCUUGCUUUGCAACGGCGCUUGCACGGGCUAUUGCAAGGCAGAGGCCAUGGAAACCUUGCAAGAGGUUGUGAUUGAAGUGGCAGAUGAGUCUGCGGAGGCAGCGGGCAGAAAGUUAGAUGAGAUGAUGAAGAAGGCAGAAGAUCAAUUGGGGGUGGCGCUGAAACACAUCGACGCAACCAUGAAACCCCACGUCCAGGCUUUGCGACAGAUCAUGGCCAACAACAAGUUCAAGAAGGUCUUCGGGAAAUUGGCACCAGAGCAACAAAAGGCACUUCUGGGAACCAUUACCGUUUUGGGGAAGACCGAGAAAGGCAAGACGUUUGCCAAGGGAGUUAAGCAGUUUGAGGAUGAGUUGAAGAAGCUUGAAGGUGAAGGAAUGAGCCCCUUCGUAACAAAGCUGGUUGAUUCUCAACUGCAAGCGGCCACUGGCUACUCAUCAGGCGAGUUGUUCGCCUUCUUGAAAGUCUCUCCAGCGCAAAUGGCUUCGGACAUGCACGAGUUGGAGGACAUUUCUGGGUACGUCGAGAAGCUCCAGGAGACGGUGAACGUCAACAACUGGGACGACAUUGUCGAGAAUUUUCUUUGCCUCUAUGAUCUUCAGUUUCGAUUAAAGGGUGAGCGGAGCCGCAAAGUCUUCGCCACCAUUUGGAAGGAUGAAACGCUGCGGAAAUGUGUUGCGGUAGGGAGGCAUUUCCAGCAUGUGACAAGCCUCAAUGACCCGCCGGCAUUUGUCCUGCACAUGGUGAAAUAUGCCUCGACAAUUGUGAAGAAGGGUGCCGUGGGUUGGAAGUUGGCCAUGAAGAAGGAGAUGACGGCGAUAGAUUUGAUGAAGUCGCGGCAGCAAGCCUUCUUUCAAUUCAUGAUCAGUUGCAUCACAGGUGGGCGGUGGGCUCUGGCGCACUUUGGCGUUGGUGCUGGUUCGGGCUGCCAGCGCGAGGGAGCCCUUUGUCUGAGAGCACACGCUUGGGACAAGGAUGGCCAUGAGGCCAUCGGCAUGACGACCAUGAGUGCCUUAGACACUUCGGCGGUAGCUCAAGUGAAGCACCUGAUGGGUGGAAAGGAUGCAGCAGAUGUGGCCGCCUGGGCACACAAGGUGAACAAGAAGUAUCCGUGGACCACGGAGCUUCAUUUCCAACGGCAACCCAGCACCAGGUGUGAGAAGGCCCAAAUCGACGACUGCAAAGACAAUCGAUGUUUGAUGAAAGCCAUCCUCUACUUCUACGGACGGCUCACAGGUAAAGACUUGGGCGUUGAGAUCACAUGGCCCGAUGGUGUGAAGCUCACAGAUGCCGACUGCGUGAAAUACCUCAUCAAUCUCUUGGGGGACAUGGCGCAGCCCUUGCACUUUGGCACGGCGGACACCGACAUGGGCCGCAACAUCACCGUUCUUUUCAGAGACAAAAAGACCACUCUUUUUGAUGUUUGGGACAAAGAGAUCACCCAGAGCGUCAUCAAGAAUGAGCCGCACUUCUGGUGGGGUGGAUGGACCCAUGUCCAGAGAACGCGUGUAGAGUAUGAGCGUGACAGUGAACAGUUCAAAAAGGAACACGAGUCGCUCUUGAACCGCUGGGCCGAUGAAUCUGCCAAGUUCAUGUGCUCCUCUGUCUAUAGGAAUCCGAUCACCGGCAAACAGAUCACAGAAGAGCUGGAUGAGAAUGGCGUCUUCAGGCUCAACGAGCAGCUCUAUGACAUUUGGAAGCGUGAGAUGUUCUCCAAGAUGUUGGUGGCUGGUGCACGAGUGGCCAUAGUGCUGAACAGCAUCCUGCACCACAGGGAGGGACAGCUUCAUGCGGGCACGGCGGUGUCGCACUUGGAAGGCAACACGGACUCCGAGGAUUUUGUGGAUGAUGAGGAGACAGGUGGAAAGAUAUGCAACAAGAAAGACCAGGCGCAGGCUGCCACGGCGGGCGGGGUGGAAAGCUUCAUCACCAACGCCAUGAAAUGCCACAGCUCCUGCACCAGCACGGCGGAGGGCUCUCAUGCCAACAAGAGGCCGGACGUCCGAUGCGGGAAACCCAAGGUCAUGGUGGGGUCGAGCUUGCUGGUAGGCUUCGCUAGGAGGAAACGGCAGAUUCGCCUUCACAUCUUCGCUGCCGACACAGCCUCAAUAGAGUUCCUUCGGGGCCUCUCCGAAGCAUGGAUGGGCAUUGAACAGCUGCAGCUGAGCUACAUUGCAGCAGCGCUGAAUGCGACUGUACUGGAGCCCUUCAGACAGCUGCGUCAACGCCGCUUUGGGCCAAUCCUCGCUGCUGUCGCCGCGAGGCAUGCCAAUGCAGCAUUGACCUUGAUGCAAGCCUUAGGGGCGAGCUGCUCAUUGGGCCAAAUGCCUCAAAUGCCUUGUAACCCAAUGCAGUGCUUUGGACCCGAGUUGCAGGGCACUUUAGAUGUGGGCGCCACUGAGCUCCAGCGCACGGCGCGGGCGGCGGUGCGGGUGCUCUGCCAACGGAGCGCGCCAGCGGCUUUGGUUGCGCUCAUGGCCGCAAUAGACAGCCAGGCGACUCAUUACCCUUCGGUGACGACGGAGUGCAUCACCCUUAGGGCAUCCCUGCAAACUCGAGCUUCGCCUUGCGGCGACUUCUGGGACACCGGAAUGCAAUGCGUCCACAGCCUCUUUCAGGUGGGUGCGCUUCAUGGUACGGCACUCCGGGACUUCGAGCUUUGGCAGCAAGCCUUUGGGAGGCCAGACUGGACUUUUCUUCAACCUGGCGCACGGCGGAUCUCCAUCCUCGCAGGUUUUUUGAGUUCAUUCCAGCGUGACGAACUGUGGAUGGCUGAGGUGGGCGUAUUUAUGGCCAACACCUCUACCACAUUACUGAAGCUCUUUGCAAACCUGAGGAUUCUGCUGGUCGAUCCGUACCACCUGCACACUGAGAACCACACAGCUCAAGCUCAACAAUUUGAGGAGUUCUACGUGUCUCCGAAGUCCACCUUCAUGUCAGCUACGGAGCUGGGCCCCCAAUGAAAGGGCCACGCAGCCGUGGCGGAGCCGUGCCACCACGCUGCUGCAGCGGAGUGUGGAGGCAGCUGCUUGGGUGAGGCCGGGCUUCCUGGAUUUGGUCUUCCUAGAUGGCGACCAUCGCUACGAGAGCGUGACCAAUGACAUCCAGGC
Messenger RNA from Durusdinium trenchii, 4203 nucleotides. The record is from the annotation of a GenBank genome assembly. Lineage: Eukaryota; Dinophyceae; Suessiales; Symbiodiniaceae.